Molecule: messenger RNA, 1685 nt
Organism: Morone saxatilis (striped sea-bass)
Lineage: Eukaryota; Metazoa; Chordata; Actinopteri; Moronidae
Product: forkhead box protein G1-like
Exons: 1
Coding region: 105-1349 (414 amino acids)
Biological process (GO): regulation of transcription by RNA polymerase II
Cellular component (GO): nucleus
Molecular function (GO): sequence-specific double-stranded DNA binding; DNA-binding transcription factor activity
Source: RefSeq, a predicted model, not a curated record
UUCGUUUCCAGACCGGAUAACGGAGGUGGACGAGCUUGGAGUUGUUGUUGUUAUUUUUUUUAAUUAUUAUUUAUUCCUCGUUUUUGGGAGACCCGCCACCGGGCAUGGAGGAUGUAAAAGACCCACCGACCGUUCACCGGUCCUCCUCCUUCAGCAUCAAGAGCCUCCUGCUGCCCUCCAAGUGCGACAGACCGGACUCCGUCGCUGCCGCCGCCGCUGCGGUCGUCGGCAUCUCCGGGACACUCUCUCCUUCCCCGGGCUCCGACUCUGAGAAGUCGCUGGACCCAGCGGAGGUGGACUCCACGGCCGCGGGUCUGGACCCGGAGAAACCGGGCAAGGAGGAGCAGGGGGACGAGGAGGAGGAGGGCGGAGGGGGAUGCGGAGGAGGGGACGGCGCUAAGGCCACACCGGAGCAGAACACAAACGGUAAUAAUAGCGGGAAAAACGGAAAAUAUGACAAGCCCCCGUUCAGCUACAACGCCCUGAUCAUGAUGGCCAUCCGGCAGAGCCCCGAGAAGCGGCUCACGCUGAACGGCAUCUACGAGUUUAUCAUGAAAAACUUCCCGUAUUACCGGGAGCACAAGCAGGGCUGGCAGAACUCCAUUCGGCACAACCUGAGCCUCAAUAAGUGCUUCGUUAAGGUGCCCAGGCACUACGACGACCCGGGGAAGGGGAACUACUGGAUGCUGGACCCGAGCAGCGAUGAUGUUUUCAUCGGGGGGACAACCGGAAAGCUCCGAAGGCGCUCCGCCACAUCCCGGGGCAAGCUGGCGAUGAAACGCGGGCUGCGCUUCGCUCCUCUCGGCUUGGGGAUUAACGAGCGGGCGAACAACCCGCUCUACUGGCAGAUUUCUCCGUUUCUCUCCCUGCACCAUCACCACCACCAUCACCCGCACUACAACGGAUCCUCACCCGGGUUUUUGAACCAAGCGGCCGGCUACGGGUCGUUGCUGCCCGCAGUGGAACAGCUGAGCAACGGGGACCUGGGGCGCUCCAUCCUCGGCGGGUCAGCCGCCGGGGCGCUGGGCUUGACGAACAGUUACGGGAUGAGUACGUCGCCGGUCGGGCUGCUGUCCAGUCAGACUGCCGGGUAUUUUGUCUCAGGGACGCAACACGCUGCUGCAGGGGCACCGGGGCCGCCGGGAGGAGGACCGCCGCCUCCUCCGCCGCAUCUCCAGCAGGGCGCACCGGGGUUCGGCGGCCUGGCGACCAGCAGCUCUCCGCAGUCUCUGCUGUCGGACUCCCUUAGAAACAGCUCCCUACCGGCCUUCUCCCCGGGCGUGUCCGCGGGGUUCCCCGGGGUGCUGUCCCAUCAAAAGAGGGUGACUCCAAACGCUUUCCUAAACUGAACUCCCCCCCUCCCUCACCCUCCUCCCCUAUCACCAUCACCUCUCCGCGGAUGGCACCGGGACGAGGACGCACAAGAGACGUCAUGUUAAGGGCAAAUAAUAAGUGGUAAAUAUCAAACAUUGAUCGCAAAAAAUAUAUAUGAAGUGAAACUUUUUGGCCAUAUUCUGCCCCGAAGAGCAACGGGUUUACUUUGAUUUUGUUUUUUCGCAUUUUAUUGAAAAAGGGACAAACUUUUGUUACCCGCGGGUUGUACAACUGUAAACUAGACUUGCCAAAGGUAACACUUUAAGUAUAUUUCAAGCUAUUUAUAUCUUGUACAAAGAUUUUCAGUACUU